This is a messenger RNA of Prorocentrum cordatum, 1284 nucleotides long. The record is from the annotation of a GenBank genome assembly. Lineage: Eukaryota; Dinophyceae; Prorocentrales; Prorocentraceae.
GCUGGGUCGUUCGAUCGCAAGCUGGCGACCAGCAAGACCUGCAGGCGAUGCACGGAAGGGAGAGGCACGCUGCGGCACAGGCACUUCGCCUGCAACGCGGCGGAGCACUACAGGCGCGACGCGCGCCCCAAGGUCACGCAGGCCUGGAUGAUGCCCCACGAGAGGCCAGAGAAGGACGAGGUCAGGUGGGUGGCGCGCCCGCCCGAGGGGGUCUUCCGAGGCACGGUGUUCGUAGACGCGUCAGCCACCGACCCGACGGACGAGAUCCUGAGGAGGGCUGGAUGGACCAUAGUACAGCACAGCGGGGGGGGGCAGGUCACAGGAGCGGCGCGCGGCACAGCCCCACUGGCGUGGGCGCCCAUGCAGCUGGCGAGGGACGGCGAGGACCACGUGUUCCACUUCGUGCAGGGCUGCGCGCACAGCGGCCUCGAAGUGGAGGUCAACAAGGUCAAGGCGCACAAGUCGAAGGCAGACUGCGUCACGGAGACAGAGAGGUGGGCGCGCGAGGGCAACGAGCAGGCGGACCUCCUCGCCAAGGGUGCGCACUUCCUGGCCAAGCAGACGGCGCGCUGGAUCGCCCAGUCGCAGGUCUUGUGGCAGGACCAAGUCGAGGACGUGGAGGGCACCCCGAAGGAGCUGUGGAUAGAGCUGGAGGAGAUGCCGCCCGACCUCCAGGCGGCAGUCGACGCGGGCAAGGCCGAGAAGCAGCAGCUAGAGAAGGUGGCUAAAGCGGAGGCGGCAACGGAGGUGGAGAGCAAGCAGGCCGAGCUCGAGCCCAUCAUUGUCUGGGAGGGGCACCACCUCAGAGAGCACCGCUGCGAGACAGGGGAGAGGGGCCUGACCUGCCGAAGGCGCGCGGCCAACGGCGUGCAGGGGCGCACACAGGUCAAGCAGCGGCGCAAGGAGCUGCUGUUCCAGGAGUGCAGAGAAAAGGCUAAGGGCUGCAAGGAGCAUCUGAGGAGGCAGAGAAAAGGCCUGCACCCCGUGCCCUGCAGGAGAAGCAGUAAGUGCGACUCCCUGGAAGGGAUCGCGAGCGGCCUCAGGCAGGAGCUGGCAGAGGUGGUGGGCGAGCAGCAGCCGGCCGCUGAGGAGGAGCUGGAGGCGCCGAGGCAGGUGACGGCCCCUUGCGACGGCAAAGAGGCGCACGGAGGAGCUGUGCGCUUCAAGCCGCUGGCCGACGCCGCCAAGGCCCACGGUACCGACGAGGACGGCCUGGUGGCCCUCGGACGGAGAGCGAGGGCCGCCAAGGCGGAGGCGGCGAGAAGCGAGGACGCCUGCCCUGAG